Benincasa hispida (wax gourd) is the source of this 1750-nucleotide messenger RNA. RefSeq names its product sugar transporter ERD6-like 16. Lineage: Eukaryota; Viridiplantae; Streptophyta; Magnoliopsida; Cucurbitales; Cucurbitaceae. The record is from RefSeq and is a predicted model, not a curated record. Gene Ontology annotation, biological process: carbohydrate transport; transmembrane transport. Gene Ontology annotation, molecular function: sugar transmembrane transporter activity. Gene Ontology annotation, cellular component: membrane.
AAUCUCUUCUUAAUUUAAAUCGAGAGCUCUUCAAAUUUCCAUAAGCUUUGAGAUUGAGAGAGAACAAAAAGAAAAAAGAAAAAAGAUCAUAUCUUUAUGAUAUAUGGCUAUUGAGGAGUGGAAGAAAAUAGAAAAUGGAGGUGAUCAUGGAAACUUGGAGAACCAAUUAUUGUUGAAAAGAGAGGAAGGAUUAGAAGAAGAAGAAGCUUCUUCAAGAAAUUAUGAAAAUGGAAGAACCAAUCUUAUGGUUUAUCUUAGUACCUUUGUUGCUGUUUGUGGUUCAUUUCAAUUCGGAUCAUGUGUGGGAUAUUCAGCACCAGCUCAGGCAGCAAUAAGGGAAGAUCUUCAUUUGUCUCUAUCUGAGUAUUCUAUGUUUGGAUCUAUACUUACCAUUGGAGCAAUGUUUGGAGCUGUAACAAGUGGGAGAAUUGCUGAUUAUAUUGGUCGUAAAGGGGCAAUGAGAAUGUCAGCUUGUUUCUGCAUGCUUGGAUGGAUAGCAAUCUACCUUUCAAAGGAAUCUCUAUCAUUGGACAUUGGGAGGCUAUUCACAGGAUAUGGCAUUGGAGUCUUCUCCUAUGUGGUCCCAAUAUUUAUUGCUGAAAUAGCCCCGAAAAAUCUUCGAGGAGGCCUUACGACGCUAAAUCAGCUAUUGAUUGUUACUGGUGCAUCAGUUGCUUUCUUAUUUGGAACUGUUGUAACAUGGAGAACACUUGCUCUCAUAGGACUUAUACCUUGCAUUACCCUUCAUGUGGGUCUGUUUUUUGUUCCUGAGUCCCCAAGAUGGCUUGCAAAGGUUGGGCAUGAGAAGGAGUUUCUAAGUGCAUUGCAGAGACUUAGAGGCAAAAAUGCUAAUAUUUCAGCAGAAGCUAAUGAGAUUCAAAUUUAUAUUGAAACUAUGCAAAGUCUCCCCAAAGUCAAGUUGGUUGAUUUGUUUCAGAGCAUAUACAUUCGCCCUUUGAUUAUUGGGGUGGGAUUGAUGGUGUUCCAGCAAUUUGGAGGGAUCAAUGGAAUAGGUUUCUUUGCAAGUGAAACCUUCGCCUCAGCGGGUCCAUCAGCAGGCAAAAUUGGAACAAUUGCUUAUGCUUGUAUUCAGGUUCCAAUUACUGUUGCUGGUGUAAUAUUAAUGGACAAAUCAGGAAGAAGGCCACUUAUUAUGGUGUCUGCAGCUGGGACUUCUCUUGGUUGCUUUCUUGCAGGGGCUUCUUUCUUUCUCAAGGGCCAUGGUUUACUACUCGAUUUCGUGCCCAUGCUCGUUGUCGGCGGUGUGCUGAUAUUUAUUGCAUCUUUCUCAAUUGGAAUGGGAGCAGUUCCUUGGGUGAUAAUGUCUGAGAUAUUUCCCAUUAAUGUGAAAGGAGUUGCUGGGAGCAUAGUGGUGUUGGUGAAUUGGUUAGGUGCUUGGAUUGUCUCUUUUACCUUCAAUUUCUUCAUGAGCUGGAGUUCUUCUGGGACAUUUUUUAUUUACUCUCUAAUAUCUUUGAUGACAAUUCUAUUUGUGAUAAAGUUGGUCCCAGAAACCAAAGGAAAAACCCUAGAAGAAAUUCAAGCAUCCAUUGAUUCACAAAGAGGAGUAGAAAUCUUGAAUUGAAGUUUAGAUUAUGAUUUUUUUUGGCACCACAUUUUUUGUCACAUUUAAAUUAUAUAAAAAAUGUCAUUCAUUUAUAGACAUAUAUAUUUUACAAUAAUAUGUGCAAAUAGAGAAUCAAACCUUUGUAUAAACUUUAUAUAAGUUGAGUUAUGUUCAUUUUAUUAA